GUCUGCUAGCCUAGGUCUGUAUUGGGUGAAGAUAUAUAGUUACUACUCCGCCACUGUUAGUUGUUGGUAACCUACUCUUAUCAGAAGGGAUUACUUUGAAUUUGAAGUUACGGUUGUGUCUUGUGUUGUAUGUUUUUAAGCCGGUAAAGUGUAUUUGCAGUCUUUUUAUUUUAGUGUGGCUGAUUUUAGUUUAAUUUUGAAUUAAAUUAAACUUUUGUUUUAAGAUAAUGGCUGAUUCAAAACAAGAGGAACCUUCUAAAGAAAUUGUGAGACAAGUAGGCGGUAGUGGUAUUUUUGACAUUCUGAAACAUGCAUCCAAACAAAUAGCUGCAUUUGGUAUCAUUUAUCUAAUUGGGUAUUUCAACAUCAGCCCAGCGUGGUUACUUGGGCCAUUAGUUCUAUCAGUAAUGAGAGAUCAAUGGAAAAAAAAUAAAGAACUGAAAAGAAAUGUUGCUAAGGCCUCUGCAUUGUCUAAUGAAAAAGAUGUAAUCCUGGCAAGAAUAGAUGAACUCCCUGCUUGGGUCUUCUUCCCAGAUGUCGAGAGAUGCGAAUGGCUGAACAGAAUUCUACUGCAAGUGUGGCCCAACGUGAAUCACUAUGCCAAGGAUGUGAUCAAAGAUAUUAUAGAGCCCAACAUCAAUGUUGCCCUGGCUGAGUACAAGAUGAGCGGCUUCAAGUUCCAGAAAAUGAGACUUGGAACAAUUCCUCCCCGCUUUGGUGGUAUUAAAGUCUACGACAGGAACACCAGCCGAAACGAGAUCAUCAUGGAUGUUGAUGUUUUCUAUGCUGGAGAUUGUGAUAUCUCUUUCGUUCUGAGUGGUUUCAGCGGUGGAAUCAAAGAUUUCCAGAUCCAUGGAUUGCUUCGAAUCGUGAUGAAGCCUCUAAUCACCACCAUGCCCCUUGUCGGAGGACUACAGAUCUUCUUCCUAAACAAUCCUGCCAUUGACUUCAACCUUGUCGGUGUGGCAGACCUGCUCGACAUGCCCGGUCUCAGUGACAUGCUGCGGAGAAUCAUCGUAGAGCAGGUGGCAGCCAUGAUGGUUCUACCCAACAAACUGCCCAUCAAGCUGAGCGAAGCUGUUGCAUCUUCUACUCUCAGAUUCCCUGAACCCGAAGGUGUCCUGAGAGUACACGUGGUCGAGGCCAAACAGCUGAUGAAGAAAGACAUCAGUAUGUUGGGUAAAGGCAAGUCUGACCCCUACGUCAUUGUUACCGUAGGUGCUCAGACUUUCAAGUCUAAAACGAUAGACAAUACAGUUGAUCCUAAAUGGGACUUUUGGUGUGAGGCUGAAAUUACUGCACAUAAGGUACAAUCCGUGACCUUCGAAUGCUGGGACUGGGAUCCCGGCUUCCCUGGAUAUCAAAAUGAUGAUUUUUUGGGCAGAGCUUCAGUAGAAGUCCACGGUGUGACAAAGAAAGGCAUACUAGACACUUGGGUUACACUGGAGGAGGCUAAGACUGGAAUGGUACAUCUGCGACUCACUUGGCUCCAGCUCACUUCCAACAAAGAGGACCUCAAGUUGGCUUUGGCUGAGACUCAACAGCUGAGACUCACUUCUAUGGCUACUUCCAUUCUCAUGGUCUACAUUGACUGUGUCAGGCACCUGCCGAGCUCCCAGAAGGGAGGACCGAAGCCGGACCCCAUGAUGUACCUGACUGUGGGCAAGAUCAGCCAUACCUCCCACGUUGUGUAUCGCACUGACUGUCCUGUGUUCGAGAGGGGGUUCACGUUCCUGGUCAAUAACCCAGAGACUGACACACUACACAUCCGGGUGGUUGACCAGAAGUCCACCGCUGAGUUGGGUCGCCUCUCAUUCAACCUGAGCCAGCUGCUGGAGGCCGACAGACUGGAGCUGGAUGACCAGCCACUCGCCCUCACUAAGUCUGGGCCCGACUCCAAAGUGCUUCUCUCCAUGAAGCUUAAGAUUUUAAAGCACAUCCCAGUGGUACAAUCCCAGCCAUCCUUGGACCGAAGUGAUAGUGUAGAUCCGGCCCCAAGCUCUGUUCCUUCAAAGGAAAGUACUGCGUUCAAGACAGGUCCGUCAACAUCCCCAGCGGUGGAUGGUGAGACCGAUCCGUUGUUGUUGGUGAGCGACCCCAUGGUGGUCAGUACUCCUCCCACACUCGUCGAGUCCGCUCCCACAUCAGGCUUGCACCAGCGAACCGCCAGCACCACCUCAUCAUCAGGAGAGGCCGGCCUGGGUCGUAUCCAGCUGACAUUCCGCUACAGUGUGCAGAGACAGCGCCUGAUCAUUGUCAUCCACAAGAUUGCGAACCUGCCACUGAAGGAUCCUAGCAGUAUUCCAGAUCCUUAUGUGAAGCUGUAUUUGUUACCUGAACGCUCCAAGGAGACCAAGCGUAAGACUGAGACUGUGAAGGACAACUGCAACCCCACCUAUGAUGAGACAUUUGAGUACCUCAUCAGCUUGGCAGAGCUUCACUCACGUCAGCUGGAGGUCACCGUCCUUACGCAGAAGACUUGGAAAAGCCCAGUUAUGGGCCAGGUCAUAGUGAAUCUCUCUGAUCUGGAUCUGUCAAAAGCCACGACUCAGUGGUUCGACCUGAAACCGGAAGUCGAAGCUUAGUUGGAGAUGGAUCUAUUCUUCUAUUGUCCACCCUUUCUGUUUUUUGUGAUGUAUUGGCAAACUAACGCAUACAUAUGUUAUUGUAUUGGAUCAUUAUUUAACUCACUAUAUGUUUAUGUGUUCACAAUUUCAUAUUGUAUUCUUUGUGGGCAACACUUCAGUAGGCUGUAAUUUGUAUUUUACAUCUGAUACACAACAUUAUAAUUUUGAUUAAUUUACACUUUUAUAUUUUACCACUAUUUUUAUACAUUUAUAUUAGUAUUUUCAUGUUUGAAAUUUGUUGUUAAUCAUGUACGAUUUUUGUGAUUGCUUGUAAUUUCACAUUUAUAUUAUUAAUAGCACUGAUUUAUAAUAAUUUCACCUUACAGUA
Molecule: messenger RNA, 2955 nt
Organism: Homalodisca vitripennis (glassy-winged sharpshooter)
Lineage: Eukaryota; Metazoa; Arthropoda; Insecta; Hemiptera; Cicadellidae
Gene: Esyt2
Product: extended synaptotagmin-2
Exons: 20
Coding region: 228-2585 (785 amino acids)
Biological process (GO): lipid transport
Molecular function (GO): lipid binding
Source: RefSeq, a predicted model, not a curated record